This is a messenger RNA of Gavia stellata (red-throated loon), 695 nucleotides long. RefSeq names its product elongation factor 1 (gene ELOF1). Gene Ontology annotation, biological process: transcription elongation by RNA polymerase II. The coding region runs from base 23 to 274 and encodes 83 amino acids. The transcript is spliced from 4 exons. Gene Ontology annotation, molecular function: RNA polymerase II complex binding. The record is from RefSeq and is a predicted model, not a curated record. NCBI's taxonomy places the organism in Eukaryota, Metazoa, Chordata, Aves, Gaviiformes, Gaviidae. Gene Ontology annotation, cellular component: transcription elongation factor complex.
GAGCGGAGCGGGACGGGGCGCCAUGGGGCGCCGCAAGUCCAAGCGGAAGCCGCCGCCCAAGAAGAAGGUGACGGGGACGCUGGAGACGCAGUUCACCUGCCCCUUCUGCAACCACGAGAAGUCCUGCGACGUCAAGAUGGACCGCGCCCGCAACACGGGGGUGAUCUCCUGCACCGUCUGCCUGGAGGAGUUCCAGACGCCCAUCACCUACCUGUCGGAGCCGGUGGACGUCUACAGCGACUGGAUCGACGCCUGCGAAGCUGCCAACCAGUAGCGGCUGGGGCAGCCCCUGCCCGCAGCACAACCCCAGAUGCCUGGGGGGGUGGCGGGUCUCACGUCCCUGGCCUGAGACCCGAGGGGGGGUCACGUCCCUGCCGCCCCUUCGUGGCAUUUUCGUUACGUUUUCUACCUUUCUGUACCUGGGCACAGGGACUCCAGCUCACGCAGAGACCCAGGACAUGUCCCCCGCCUCCGGGAAUGGGACCCCUGCUCUCGGGGCGAGUCUGGGGGAGGGUGCUUGCCUGGCCCCGCUGGGACUUGUCCCCGUCCCAGGUGCUUAAUUGCCACUCACCAGCGAGCUGCAGGGACUGCACAGGAGCGAGGCUGCAGAGACACGGGGACAGGGGCCGGGCACACAGGCGACGUGUUUCGGCAGAGCCGCCCUUGAAUAAAUGCCCUCGUGGGGCUGGGCCGGG